AUGCCGAAGCAAAUCCAUGAGAUCAAGGAUUUCCUUCUAACUGCAAGGAGGAAAGACGCACGUUCGGUGAAAAUAAAGAGGAGCAAAGAUGCUGUGAAGUUCAAGGUCCGAUGCUCAAAGUACCUUUACACACUCUGUGUGUUUGAUACAGAGAAAGCUAACAAGUUGAAGCAAUCCCUCCCACCAGGUUUGAGCGUGCAGGAUUUGUAG
This is a messenger RNA of Striga hermonthica, 210 nucleotides long. The record is from the annotation of a GenBank genome assembly. Lineage: Eukaryota; Viridiplantae; Streptophyta; Magnoliopsida; Lamiales; Orobanchaceae.